GAACGUGGCUGGAAUCUGCUCGGGGGCCCUGUCUUCCCCCAGCCCAAGCAGAGCCUGCCAAGUUUGGGCCUAUCCUCUCCUCCUGUCCUUAUUUGGCGUUCCAGGUGAUAAGGCUGAGACAUAAAGGGGGCUGUGGGCCCCUCGAGGCAACCAGGCCGCUGCAGAGAGAGAGGAUGGCCAGCAGGAAGGCAGGGACCCGGGGCAAGGCCGCGGCCACCAAGCAGGCCCAGCGAGGCUCUUCCAACGUCUUUUCCAUGUUCGAGCAAGCCCAGAUCCAGGAGUUCAAGGAAGCCUUCAGCUGCAUCGACCAGAACCGUGAUGGCAUCAUCUGCAAGUCGGACCUUAGAGAGACCUACUCCCAGCUCGGGAAGGUGAAUGUUCCAGAAGAGGAGCUGGACGCCAUGCUGCAGGAAGGGAAGGGGCCCAUCAACUUCACCGUCUUCCUCACACUGUUUGGGGAGAAGCUCAAUGGGACAGACCCUGAAGAAGCCAUCCUGAGCGCCUUCCGCCUCUUUGACCCCAGUGGCAAAGGCGUGGUGAACAAGGAUGAGUUCAAGCAGCUUCUCCUGACCCAGGCAGACAAGUUCUCUCCAGCCGAGGUGGAGCAGAUGUUCGCCCUGACGCCCAUGGACCUGGCGGGGAACAUCGACUACAAGUCCCUGUGCUACAUCAUCACCCACGGGGACGAGAAGGAGGAGUGAGCCCGAGGUGCCAGCGGCUGGGACUCAAGGCCAGGCCUGUGGGGACACCUCAAUAAACACUAUUUCCGAAUUAGA
Cervus elaphus (red deer) is the source of this 776-nucleotide messenger RNA. RefSeq names its product myosin light chain 7 (gene MYL7). Gene Ontology annotation, biological process: cardiac muscle tissue development; heart contraction. Bases 174 to 701 code for a protein of 175 amino acids. Gene Ontology annotation, molecular function: calcium ion binding. Gene Ontology annotation, cellular component: myofibril; cytoplasm. The transcript has 7 exons. The record is from RefSeq and is a predicted model, not a curated record. NCBI's taxonomy places the organism in Eukaryota, Metazoa, Chordata, Mammalia, Artiodactyla, Cervidae.